AUGACGAAAGCUGAUGAUUUGCAAGAAGCUGAGCACAAUGUCACAUCGAUCAACUACUUCGUUUUUAACAUGGCUGUUUCUGACCUCCUCAACCCUUUGACCAUCAUUACCGUAAAGAUCGUUGAGAUCAUUUCAAGAUCGAGUUCCUGGAAAGUUGACAGUCCAUGGGUGCUGGGAAAUAUCCUAUGCAAACUUGCCUACUUUCUCCCAGAUGUUUCUCUUGUGGUUUCCAUCGGAAGCCUUCUAUUAAUAUCAAUAGAUAGGCUCUUCGCUGUCGUAUUUCCACUGAAGGCCAAACUUAUCACCUCAAAAGUACGACUGAUCAGCAUUCUUGGCACGUGGCUUGUCGCAAUCGUCGUUCAUGCGCCUUAUUUGUACUUUUUCAGGCUAUUCCGUGACGGAAAUGAAACGUAUUGUUAUUUGAACUGGGGACCGACAUUCGACCAUUUGAAAACACACAGGAAAUUUGUGAAGGCAACCUUUAUCACUAUCAUCGUCAUUCCAUUUUGUAUCCUGGCCAUUGCGUAUAGCACCAUCGCAUGGACAAUACGAAGAAAGAACAAGAAGACUAGAGAAAAACUGUCUUGCCGCCAGGAACACCGUGAGCAACAGUUUAGGAAAAUUGUCAUAUUGGCAAUGGCCAUCAUGAGUUCUUUCUUUUUUUGCAUGAUUCCACUCCUUAUCUAUUUAUUUCUUCGAGUUUUUCUGUGGAAGGGGGAGGAAUCGCCACCCAUCUGUGCAUUUCAGACGAUUAUCCCAUUUAUUUCUGUCCUUCUGCUGCACUCUUGGAGUGCAGUAAAUCCCUGCAUUUGUUUUAUCUUUAGUGGGAAGUACCGCAACGGCCUUAAGCAAUGUUUUCAUUGGGGUGGCUUAAGUCGCAAGUCAUCAAGUUUGCAAGACACCUACAAAAUGCAAACAACGACGAGUUACUACCGAAACAGCUCCCUUCAGAUCCGCUCAAAUAACAUACAAAUUAUCUCGUACAGCAGAAAGACUUGAGCACUAUUUAUGAAUUUUACAGUCAAAAUAAGAAAAUAGGCGGGAUAUCAUUAGAUAUGCACUUCAACCUUUGAAUAUCAACCCAGUUGUCUGACACUGAUUGUUAUGUUUAAAAUGAUAUUCUUUUGAUUUCAUGGGGAACACUGUGAAGUGUUUAGUUAAGAUCUAAGUGCCACGCUCUUAACCGCAUGAACCAAAAGGACUUAAUGCUCAUAUCAAGAUGUAUUUGUUCUCUUCGUCCAUUGGUUUCUUAUUGCAAGAUCAUGAAAUUGGAUCGUGCAGAUCUCAGCGGCCGGGCUUCAAUUAAGUCACUAAUCCUACAGGCAUUUGAGGCCAUAUUUGGUAGGGAUGAUCUGAGAAUUUAUUUGCAUGUUUA
Stylophora pistillata is the source of this 1375-nucleotide messenger RNA. Its product is annotated as growth hormone secretagogue receptor type 1-like. NCBI's taxonomy places the organism in Eukaryota, Metazoa, Cnidaria, Anthozoa, Scleractinia, Pocilloporidae. The record is from RefSeq and is a predicted model, not a curated record. Gene Ontology annotation, biological process: G protein-coupled receptor signaling pathway. Gene Ontology annotation, molecular function: G protein-coupled receptor activity. Gene Ontology annotation, cellular component: membrane.